UAAAUAUUUCUAGUGAAUGUGAAUCUGAAGUGAAUCUAUUUAAUUGGUCACGUAUUCUAUUUCAGUUUUAUGUGCUGUUGUUAUGGAUACGGUAAACACGUGAGAGGCAAUAUGUGAAGAGGAUUGAACUCUUUGCGCAAGUGCAAUACGACCACCAGCACUUGAGGGGGUGGGCAGCAUGAGCGGGCGAAAGCAGGUACCUCCCUUGGGAACUUGCUCGUGAUGCUGUCACCCGAUUGCUUGCCUGAGUUGCCAACGAAGUCGAGCGAACCGUCCUGGUACUGUUGUGGGGGAAAGAUCCCUACGGAUUUCAAAACGAUGUUUGGCGAUAAGAAAACUCACACGCCGACCGACGGACAGUGGCAGCACUGACAACAGGAUUGGUCAGCAAGCUGAACCCAAACCAAUGGCAGACAUAUGAGAUCCAGAGGACGGUAACUAACCUGGGCUGCGGAAGAAGCAUGCGAGAGGGGCCAGAGCACCAGGUGUCCCUGCCGCUCUGAAAGGGUGCUGAUUGAAUGGAGGCCCCCAAGUUAAGGAAAUGUGUCCAGCCAGGACGCAGGGAUGACUGGCUGCCGGCCUCAGAAAAGAACCCUGUGCCCUCAAGCUCAGAGAGUGAUGUGGAGGGCCAGAGUGAUGGAGAUCGGUCAUGUAGACCUCAGGAGCGGGUGCCGCCUCUCACCCAGCCCAGGCCAGAGAAAUCCUCACAAACUACACCAUCACCACCUACAGAAGGGAAAGUGCGGCGCAGUUUGCUCAAUCUACCCAUGAUCAACCCUGAGAGGCUGCGGAUGGCCCGUGUUCUGGUGGACAAGGCUGUAAAAAUGCGGAAGAUAUUUUCCAUACAGGGCCCUUACCCUGUGGUCCGUGCCGCCCUGAGGGCGAGAGGGUGGGUGGAGCAUCGUCUGCCACGGGCCAAUCAACAGGCGAUACGUCGCCAUGGAGAGGAUGGAGAUGACACAAAUGAUGGGGAUGACAGUGGUGACGAUGAUGAGGAUGACGACAGUCCAGAGGAAUCUGAGAAAGAUGAUCUCGAUGAUUUGCAUAACCUGAUGUCACGACUGGUUAGGAAUGAGUUAUCAUUCUUCUACUGGACGACACGGAGAGACACCAUUGACACACGCUCACUACGGAAGGAACAGAUGGUCAAUCACUUUGCCAAGGCUGGAACCUUCACCACCAAGGUGGGUCUGUGUGUGAACCUGAGGAACCUUCAGUGGUUUGACGCAGCAGACCCAGAUAGCUUCUUUCCACGCUGUUACAGACUGGGUGCUGAGGAUGAGAAGCAUGCAUUUGUAGAGGACUUUAGGAGAACAGCUUGCACAAGCCUGCUUCAGUUCAUAGUGGAGAGAAGUCGAGGGGAGUGGGGCAUAGGAGAAGGAGGUGGCUCAGCUUGUACGACUGACCCAGCGCGUUCAACAUCUAAGAAACCCUGUAAAAGGCCGGCCAUGUCAUUGGUGAGCCCUAGAAUCAUUGAAAACGCUUUGCAAGUAUGCAAGGACUUCAUUGAUAGCCUGGAACACAAUGACAUAGACAUAUCCAUGGAAACGCCACCCAUGUUGACAGACCAGCAGUGGUCGGAGUUCAUUCACAGCUACUACUUGGUUGUCCAUGAUGGUGCUGAUGUUGAGGGCAGUGCUAGUUAUGUGAGUAGUUGCCAGGAUACGCUGCAGCGGCUACGUGAGGUCUGUCCACAGCUGGACACUGAUGGUGUCCACAACAUCUGGAUUGUCAAACCUGGAGCCAAGUCCCGUGGCAGAGGCAUCAUGUGCUCGAAGCGCCUGGAUGAGAUACUAAAGCUGGUGGAUAGCGACCCAACUCUGAUAAAGGACAGUAAGUGGGUGGUGCAGAAGUAUCUAGAGCGCCCUCUGCUCGUUCAUGGUACUAAGUUUGACCUGCGUCAGUGGUUUCUCGUCACUGAAUGGAAUCCCCUCACCAUUUGGUUUUAUAAGAAGUGCUACAUCCGCUUCUCUACCCAGCCUUACUCAGUGGAGACCAUGGAAAACUCUGUGCAUUUGUGCAACAAUUCCAUUCAAAAGCAUUUUCAGCCAUCGAUGCAGCGCCACCCCGAUGUUCCGGAGGACAACAUGUGGUCAUGUGACCAGUUCCGCUCCUACCUGACGAGGCAGGGGCUGGGGGCCAAGUGGGGGUGUGUGGUGGUUCCAGGGAUGAAAUCCGCCGUGGUGCAUGCUCUGCAGACGGCACAGGAUCUGGUGGAGUCGCGGCGAGGCAGCUUCGAGCUGUAUGGAGCUGACUUCAUGCUAGGCCGGGAUCUGAGGCCGUGGCUGCUGGAGAUUAAUGCAAGCCCUACCAUGGCCCCUUCCACAGCUGUCACAGCCCGAUUGUGCGCUGCAGUCCAGGAGGACACACUGCGUGUGGUCCUGGACCGGAGGUUUGAUCGCAGUGCCCACACAGGAGGCUUUGAGCUCAUAUACAAGCAGGCAGCAGUGGAUGUGCCUCAGUAUGUGGGGAUCAAUCUACUCAUUGAAGGCUCUCAGAUUAGGAAACCACGUCUUCAAAGGCCCUCUGAGCCUCUCUUCAUCCCACCACCCCCACUGCGGCGUCGCUCACCACCCAAAGAGAAUGAAGAAAAGACUGAGAAACCACCGCCUCCUGGCACCAAGAAGUGGUUCAGGUCAGUGGUGACAGACACGUUAAAAAAUGCAAGGGUGCCACCAUCACCGGCAGUGGAGAGGCUGGGAAGACUGGGGGCUAGAGAGGCACAGAGAUGUCCUCACCACAUCACCAUCCCAGAGAGCUUGAAACUGCCGCCCAGGGUGCUAACUCGGUCCCUGGGUGUGCCUUUAAGGAAGGCAUUCCUCUAUGGACCCGCAGUGAGGCCCAGAUCAGGGCGGGCUCAUGCUAUGGAGUUUGCCCCUGUUCUUCCUCUGGAGGUGUUCAGUCUACAUGAUCCAGACAGGGGCCCAACUUUAGUGGUUCCCACUCCAAUUAUCCCACAGGCUAGUUUCCGGUACCAAACCCUCUCCCGACGCCAAUAUAAAGGAGUCACCUUGGUUGGCCGGAGCAUGCAUAAAAUAUGAUUGUGUUUAAAGACGUACAACUUGUUUAAAAUAACUUUGCACAUAUAUACAUAUAAUAACCACUGUACCUCACAAUAAAGUAUCAUGCAUCCAAA
Molecule: messenger RNA, 3136 nt
Organism: Clupea harengus (Atlantic herring)
Lineage: Eukaryota; Metazoa; Chordata; Actinopteri; Clupeiformes; Clupeidae
Gene: ttll3
Product: tubulin tyrosine ligase-like family, member 3
Biological process (GO): cilium assembly; cilium movement; protein polyglycylation
Cellular component (GO): axoneme; microtubule cytoskeleton
Molecular function (GO): protein-glycine ligase activity, initiating
Source: RefSeq, a predicted model, not a curated record